This is a messenger RNA of Drosophila montana, 3055 nucleotides long. It is a transcript of the gene Syt7, whose product is annotated as Synaptotagmin 7. Gene Ontology annotation, cellular component: plasma membrane; exocytic vesicle. Lineage: Eukaryota; Metazoa; Arthropoda; Insecta; Diptera; Drosophilidae. Gene Ontology annotation, biological process: regulation of dopamine secretion; calcium-ion regulated exocytosis; cellular response to calcium ion. Bases 408 to 1664 code for a protein of 418 amino acids. The record is from RefSeq and is a predicted model, not a curated record. The transcript has 9 exons. Gene Ontology annotation, molecular function: calcium-dependent phospholipid binding; clathrin binding; calcium ion binding.
UUACUUAUCUAUCAGACAUAUAUAUAUAUAUAUAGUAUGUCUGUCUGUUGCCGUAGUAUGGGCCCGUGGCCGAGUUUUUCCAAUACCUCUGACUCUCAUAGAUUAUGAGAGCUUUCAGUUUUCGGUGUGCUCCUUGCAGUUCGGUUACUGUCAUCGUCAUCCCCUGCUGCUUAGUCACAUUUACUUAUACAUACAUAAGUCGCCGAAGUAAAGUGUUUUAUAAAAAAAAGACAAACACAUAAUGAAAACGCAGUUUAAAUAUAUAUAUAAUAAACCAUGAAGCAUUAAACUAUUGUUUCCAUAUUUGUGCCUAAAAUAUAAAUCUCAUGAGCUAAUGCGUAUUAGUAUAGUUGAAAAUCCUCAAUUUUUUAAAGGAUUACAUAUUUAUAUGAAAACAUUUAAAAGAUAUGGCGAGCAUAAUAUUAAUAGCUUGCCUAGCUAUAUUGGGUCUAAUCAUUGCGAUAGCGCUAUUUUUAGCCGGCGGAUAUCUGUGGUGGCGGCACAAAAGGUCACAAUUACAAUUUAUUGAACCAAACGAAGAUGAGGAAUCAAGUAGUUAUAGUUUGAGAGCUGCGCAGGACAUUGUGGACUCUGGGAAUCCGCCAAGCAAACCUCAAGUGCCAGUUGCCAGUGCCCCGGCCAUUACGAAUCCUAUACAAAAUAAUAUCAAUCGAAAAUUGAAUGGCUUUUUAAACCUCAGAACGCCUCUCAUUGGGAGCGGCUCGUUGCCUACACCGACAAAAAAAUCAAAUACUUCCACAGGAUCAAGUGCAAAUGAUGGUACAUCUAAGGAUACAGCGAACAAAAGCAUUUCAAUGACCGAUAUGUACCUCGACACAGAUUCAAGUGAAAACGUUGGACAAAUACAUUUCUCAUUGGAAUAUGAUUUUCAAAAUACGACCCUAAUACUAAAGGUUCUUCAGGGCAAGGAGCUACCGGCAAAAGAUCUAAGUGGAACCUCCGAUCCGUAUGUUCGAGUCACAUUAUUGCCAGAUAAAAAGCAUCGCCUCGAAACCAAAAUCAAACGAAGAACUUUGAAUCCUCGAUGGAAUGAAACAUUUUAUUUUGAAGGCUUUCCAAUACAAAAGCUUCAGUCGCGUGUACUUCAUUUGCAUGUCUUUGAUUAUGACCGUUUUUCAAGAGACGAUUCUAUUGGUGAAGUAUUUUUGCCGUUGUGUCAGGUUGACUUUGCUAGCAAGCAAUCAUUUUGGAAGGCUUUAAAGCCGCCGGCAAAAGAUAAAUGUGGUGAACUUUUAUCUUCGCUGUGCUAUCAUCCAUCAAAUUCGAUUUUAACAUUGACAUUGAUUAAAGCGAGGAAUUUAAAAGCCAAGGAUAUCAACGGAAAGUCAGAUCCUUAUGUAAAGGUUUGGCUACAAUUUGGAGAUAAGCGCGUCGAAAAGAGAAAAACACCUAUAUUCACCUGUACGUUAAAUCCGGUUUUCAACGAAUCAUUCAGUUUUAACGUGCCAUGGGAAAAGAUACGCGAAUGUUCUUUGGAUGUCAUGGUUAUGGAUUUCGAUAAUAUCGGACGAAACGAGCUGAUCGGUCGAAUAUUAUUAGCUGGUAAAAACGGCUCUGGCGCCUCGGAGACGAAGCAUUGGCAGGAUAUGAUCUCGAAACCCAAACAAACUGUGGUCCAGUGGCAUCGCUUGAAACCAGAAUAAUGCAAAUAAUGCAGUAAACGAAAUUAAUAUCGUACAUAUACAUAUAUAUGCAUAUAUGCAUAUAUAUAUUCAAGUUUGAUUAUUAAAUAACUUUAAACACGAUUUAGCAGUAUUUAAACAGGCUGCAUACUGGCUAAGGCAAAAGCAUAGCACAGUUUGCGUAUAUUAUACUUUAAAAGCCAUUCAACCAAGAUUAACAAAAAUGAAAAUUAAAACUAAUAAAACAAAAUGAGCACAGCAAUAGAUUAUCAUAUUGCUCCAAUUUGUGCUUAUACACAUAUUAUGCAAUUGAGCUCUAUAUUAUUCAUCAUGCCUGAUUAAGCUGAAGCUGAAUGAUGGGCAACUUCAAAUAGAUACUCUUGUAUAAUCAGUCGAAAAUAUACACACACAUAUAUAUAAAAAGGAAGAAAAGAAAGGAACAAGAGUGCGAUACAAGGAUAUUGUAUUGUAUAUUGUGUAUAAAAUGUUGCUGUUUACAAGUAUUUCCCCGAAAAGCUUUAAACAUUUUUUGCAGUUAGUUCUUAGCUAUCAGCUUUAUAUCUAGAUCAGAUUCUUAGAAAUUUAAAAAAUAUGUUAUUGGAUUGUUUGAGAAACUCUCCUUCGUUACUGAUUUCAAUCGAAAUUAAGAAAAAAGCAAAAAAAAAAAAAGUCUAUUUAACCAAAAAAUGGCGGCGAUUCAAUUGAUUUUUAACAUAUACAAACACAUUAUUCAUUAGCAUAAAUUUAUUGGCUAACAACUCUUAGAAUACUGCAACUAAACCUAAACCAACUUGUAUGGGAAAAAGUUAAAUCACACACUUAAAUAUAUGUACAUAAUGAAAGUUAAUUGUUAUUAUUAGAUUCUAAUAUUAACUCGUAAAACGACAUUGUUACAAGUUACUUAAAAUGCGAAUUGUUGUUUCUUUUACAAUAAAAGAAAGUAAAAGCGAAAAAGUGAAAAUGAAAAUGAAAAUGACAUGUUAAUCUUAAAUACAAUAUACAUAGUUUAAACUAAAACUAUUUAGAAUUAUUUAGGCUGUAGGUAAUAACAUAUUUUUAUUAGCAAAAGCCGAUAAGAAAAUAACAUUGAUUAAUUCAAAUAGUAACUGUAAAGAAAUUAGCCAACCAUUGCCGGAACAAGCGUCUACUGACAUCAAGUGCAAACAUAAAAAUAAUGAGAUUGAAGUUAAGAGUUAAACAAAAUGAAAUGAAAUGACAUGAAAUGAAAUGAAAUGACAUGAAAUGAAAUAAAAUGAAUUAUAAUUGAUGAAGAGAAACUGAGUUUAAAAAACGAAAAAUCGAAAAUUCAACCCACCUUGAAAUUACAUAUUUGUUAUAUACCUGUUAAAAUAUUAUUAAAAAUCAAUUUAUGAUAAUUAAAUUGCUGCAAAUAAAGCAUUUUUAACCUAGAC